Umbelopsis ramanniana AG is the source of this 678-nucleotide messenger RNA. RefSeq lists its product as uncharacterized. The coding region runs from base 141 to 662 and encodes 173 amino acids. The transcript has a single exon. The record is from RefSeq and is a predicted model, not a curated record. Lineage: Eukaryota; Fungi; Mucoromycota; Umbelopsidomycetes; Umbelopsidales; Umbelopsidaceae.
CCAUGACAUCCACGUACCAUAGCUCAGGUGGCUAGUUGACAAGAAUCUGCAAAGAUACAGUAACACAUCUAACACACCUUUUUCUCUCCUCCUUCGUUUUUUACCCCACCUCUCGAAUUUAAAAAAACUUACAUUGUGCAAUGUACAUUCCCAUUGACAAGGCGCUGUACCUGAAUCACCCUCUGGGCGACGAUGUGGGCAAAGAUCCAUAUCCUGUCAUUAUGCAAGUGGAUAUGAUGACAGCCUGUUUUGGAGGACAAGACAUCAUAUCACCCCUCCCUACCACACCUCUCUCCCACUACACUGGCAGUAGCGAAUUCAGCAGCAGUAGCGGUAGAGCUGGAUGCGAGGUAUCAUCAUAUCGAAUCGGCAACGGUCGCAAUGCAAGACCAUAUCGUCCAAAAUAUCAUGUGCCAUCAGAUGCUUUUGAACCCAUGCCACAUAAACACAUGCCCUAUCCGAACGAUCCAAUGGAGUACUCACCUACCGAGAGUAGCUUACCAAUAACUAUACCUUGUAACUUUUAUGUUAGAACAAAUACAGGUUUAGCUACCUUGAUUGCAUGCAGAGAUUUGACAGCAUCACCAGUUGAUCUGGAUGCUGCCUAUGAUGAACCAAAUACGGACAAUAUAUGGUCACCCGAAACAAUAAACGCAAAGUGAGCAAAUACAAACGUCU